Styela clava is the source of this 749-nucleotide messenger RNA. Lineage: Eukaryota; Metazoa; Chordata; Ascidiacea; Stolidobranchia; Styelidae. The record is from RefSeq and is a predicted model, not a curated record.
GAAAACCAUUGUGCUAUAUUAUAGUUAAUAUACACAGCAACUGUACAACCGCCCAAUCAUUCGGAGGAUAAGUGUUAUCAUUCAUGUUAACAUUUACUACUGUCUAAUAAUUAACUAUGCAUUCUUUGUCAACGCAAAGUGGAGCAUUAGUAAAUAUUGAAUGUGAUAUAAGCAUUGAAAAUAACUUCAAAUGUUUCGGUUAGCCUUAGAGUACUAGAUUCUAGCACAAGUUUUUAGGUUUGAAGAUGCAGCAGUCUAGGAACAAUCGACCCCAUAGAAGUGAUCACGAAAACAGAUCGUACCAACACGAAAUUCCGAUGCAGGAAAACCCAGGAAACACUACUGAUAUGAAAAAAUACCAUAUUACGCGUUUGUACAAGGCAAGCAUGAAAGGAGAUCUUAAAACAGUUGAACUUGAAAUAAAUGAUUAUAACUUCAAGGCGAAAGAUGACCAAGGAAAUACACCUUUGCAUAUCGCAUCAGUAUGUGGAAAAGUCGAGGUAGCAGAAAAAUUGCUGAUAUCAAACCCGAAAGAUAUAUCAGAAAUGAACGUAUGGAUGCAGACGCCCUUGCACAUGGCUGCUGCCGAAGGUCAUUACGAGGUCGUAGAAAAAAUACUAUAUUACGCUCGUCAGGAUGGUUUAUUAGUAAGGGGAAGACAUAAAUGGAGCAACUCCUCUACAUCUAGCGGUAUAUGGGAAGCACAAAGAAAUUGUGCGCCUUUUAGCAGAAAAAUGUGGGGAAUGUAA